AUGGCGAUACCAAAUAUUCGACUCGGUUCGGAAGCCCAAGUCCCUGUGCUCGCGUACGGCACUGGGACGACGUGGAUCAAACAGGAUGGGGACAGUCUAGACCGGAAGACGAUUGAUGGUAUCAAAGAGGCGAUAGAACUCGGCUACCGCCAUCUUGAUGGAGCACAAUACUACGGCACUGAGGCAGAAUUGGGGCAGGCCAUCCGCGAGUCGGGUGUCCCUCGCUCCGAUUUCUUCAUAACAACAAAGGCCGUCUCACACGUCGACGUCGAGGGGUCGCUACGAGAGAGCUGUCGAAAGUUGCAAACGGAUCAUGUCGACCUAUAUCUCAUACAUGAACCAUUCUCUGCAACGGACGAGCAAGAUCUCCAGCAGACGUGGGCGGACAUGGAGAUCUGUCUUGACAAGGGGCUCGCUCGCCACAUUGGCGUCUCCAACUUUCUCCCGACACACCUGGAUUCUCUAGUCAAGACAGCCCGGGUGAAGCCGGCCGUCAACCAAAUCGAGCUGCACCCGUACCUCCAGCGGCAGAAAGUCAUCCAAUACUGCAGGGAGAACGGCAUCGUCUUGCAAGGGUUCGCCCCCCUCACUCCCUUCAAGGUCCGGGCCGGUCCGGUUGACGAGAUCUGCUCCAAGCUGGCUGAACGACAUGGCGUCAGUGAGUCCUCGAUUCUCCUGCGAUGGGUUGUGGACCAAGGAAUCAUUGUCAUCACAACCAGCGGCCAGAAGACGCGCUUGCAACAAUAUUUGCGCGAGUUGCCUAACUUUGUGCUCUCCCAGGAGGAAGUGCAGGAGAUAGCGGCAGCUGGCAAAGCCAAGAGCGUCAGGCAAUUUUUUGCUGAUGGGUUUGGACCCGACAACUUUGAUUGA
Messenger RNA from Microdochium trichocladiopsis, 870 nucleotides. RefSeq names its product ketoreductase. Gene Ontology annotation, molecular function: oxidoreductase activity, acting on NAD(P)H as acceptor; aldose reductase (NADPH) activity. The record is from RefSeq and is a predicted model, not a curated record. The transcript has 4 exons. Gene Ontology annotation, cellular component: cytosol. The coding region runs from base 1 to 870 and encodes 289 amino acids. NCBI's taxonomy places the organism in Eukaryota, Fungi, Ascomycota, Sordariomycetes, Xylariales, Microdochiaceae.